Messenger RNA from Pyrus x bretschneideri (Chinese white pear), 1937 nucleotides. RefSeq lists its product as uncharacterized. The coding region runs from base 390 to 1796 and encodes 468 amino acids. The record is from RefSeq and is a predicted model, not a curated record. Lineage: Eukaryota; Viridiplantae; Streptophyta; Magnoliopsida; Rosales; Rosaceae. The transcript is spliced from 4 exons.
AAGGAACAUGGAGUCUCUGAAAGUGCUUGAAGCAGAUGAAAUUCCAGUGAAUCAAGUACUUGCUGCUGGUGGGCAGUUGAUUGAAUCUUGGCCUGCGAGAAGUUCAUAUAUUUUUUGGACCUCUUUACCAUCUUCUUUAGUAUCUUUAAGUCUUAGCGGGCGCAAUCUCUCAAAUGAAGAUUUUCCAAUGGAACUUGGUAAUCUAUCUUCCUUGGAAAAAUUAAAUCUACAGUCCACUUCAGUUUGUAGCCUACCAAGUUGCAUCAAAGGGCUAAAGAAGCUUUGUGAACUCAACUUUGGCGGGUGCAAGAGUCUUAAAGAACUUGUGGGGCUACCAAAAGUGAAGCAUGUGUUUGUGACUGAUUGCACAUCAUUGGAAAAGGUAACAUAUGAUUCAUUUUCAUCCUAUAAAAAUAGUUUUAGUCUUGUUUCGUCACAACCGCAGCCUAGUUGAGGCGGAGUAUACGUUCAGACUAGAACCCAUUGGAAAAGUUGAUACAGAAAUGAUCAACCUGUUGGAAUUGCGCAAUUACUUGGAAUCCACAGCAACCAUUAAGAUGCACGUCCCAUUUUCAUAUGGAAAGCUUUCGCAAGACUAUGAGUCUCGUCCCAUCCAGGGACUGUAUGAAUAUGGUAUAUUCAGCACAUUUCUUCCAGGGAAUCAGGUUCCAGGUCGAUUUGGCCAUAGAAGUAGUGAUGCAGGAACCUCAAUAUCCUUUAGAGUGCCUUCACUGCCUCCAAAUUAUGUAAUUCGAGGCUUGAACAUCUUUGCUGUCUAUGCACUUUCCGAACAUUCUUCUUUUUGUGUAUUCGAUAAUCCAUUAUUUAAGAAAGUAUGGAAUAAGAGCAAGAGUCUAAAGUGGAUUUAUAACCCACAAGUGUAUGGGAUUCCCAGGGAGGGAGAAGACAUGGUAUGGUUAAGCCAUUGGAAGUUGGAAGGUGAGUUAUUAGGUGGCAAUGAAGUUGUUGUUUCAGUGUUUAUGCAACCAGGUGUGUUUCACUUGAACGAGUUUGGCGUCCAGCUUGUGUGUGAAAAACACGAAAAUAAUGGUACGAGUACGCAACACAACACGUGGACGGAUCCUUAUUAUCCACGUGUCAUCGGAGGAGACUUGUCAUCACGUGAGGCGACAAAAGGAACGUAUUGGCUCUGCUGGAGAGCACACUCACCUGAAGCUAUUGCUUGGUUCGAUUACCUCGAUAGGGACUUUGAUGAUCAUGAAAUAGAUACAGUGACGCAACUUGGAGAAGAGGAAGAGGAAAAGGAAGAAGAAGAAGAGGAAGAGGAAGAGGAAGAAGAAGAGCAACUGCAGGAUGAUCCCAUGCUUCUUCCAGCAGAAACAGGCAGACUUCCCUCAGAUUCAGAAGAUGAAAAUAAUGGCUCAAAGAACGACAUAGAAAUAUCCGAGAGUUCAAAGAAGGGAUCUCAAGGUAAUGACAACGAUGUUCAAUCAGCUGCAAAAGAUGUUGCAGAUGAAGAAUUGAUGCAAUGCUUGGAAAUUUUGAACAUGGAGGAACUUGACGAUGAUACUUAUUCAAAAGCUUUGAAGCUUUUCCACGACGAUGCAACUUGGAGAAAGCUAUUUGUGAGCAUGCCUGAUAAGAGGAAGAAACCUUUCAUCCUCGGGCUUGGUUCACGUAAAGAUUCAGCAGCAACCAGGGCAGGUGGCCGAAACAACUCAUUUGGUGGUAUGAGAGGCUGGAAUGUGUUCAUGUUGGCUUCGGCUGCCUUCUUUCUCUUCGCUCUCUAUCCGCUUGCUCUCAGCUUCCUCAGCUAUGAAAGAAGACGCGUCUAACAAUCAACAACGUCAAAAUGAAUUUGUUGUAUUACCGGACUAAUAUCUUAUCCAUACUCAAAUUGGUUUUUAUAAAAUUUGCUGAAUACUGUAUUUAAGAUUAGCAGAUUAAUAUGCCUCAAUUAGGGUUCUACUGCUCUA